This is a messenger RNA of Heterostelium album PN500, 4638 nucleotides long. RefSeq names its product RING zinc finger-containing protein. NCBI's taxonomy places the organism in Eukaryota, Evosea, Eumycetozoa, Acytosteliales, Acytosteliaceae. Gene Ontology annotation, molecular function: ubiquitin protein ligase activity; zinc ion binding. The record is from RefSeq and is a predicted model, not a curated record. Bases 1 to 4638 code for a protein of 1545 amino acids. The transcript is spliced from 7 exons. Gene Ontology annotation, biological process: ubiquitin-dependent protein catabolic process via the N-end rule pathway; protein ubiquitination. Gene Ontology annotation, cellular component: cytoplasm; ubiquitin ligase complex.
AUGGGAAAUACAGCUUCUUUAGUAAAGAACAACGAGAGCAAUGAAGAUGGAAGAUCAGAGGUGCCAGUCGAGGCUAAAGAGGUACCAACCUUCAAGAUGGUUCUCGAUGAACUGAAAGAUAAGACCGUCACCAACGAUCACCUUGAGUACCUCUUUAAGAAAUGUUGUUUCAUGGAAGUCGAGAACUUCUUUGAUAAAUAUCCAUCUGACGAUACUCUAAAAUGUCAAUAUGAAACAAGAAGUAAACCAGCAUGGUUCUUUAUUUGUAAUUCAUGUACUACUCUUGAGAACAGUUGUAUUUGUCCAAGCUGUUUCUUUAAUGGUCCACAUAUUGAACAGAAACAUAAGUUCUCAAUCUAUGAAAGUACUUCGGCUGUCUGUGACUGUGGUAAUGCAGAGUCAGUGAAGCCAAGUGGAUUCUGUGUCGACCAUAGAAACGUCGAUGAAGCCAAUCAGGUGAAACAAUGCCGUAUGGUGCAACCGACCGUUCAGAAAGACUUGCAUCUCUUCUUUAGAUAUCUGUUUGCCUAUCUUCAGAGAGUGACUACGAUGCCUUCGGAUUUCGAAGCGAACAAGCCGAAUAUCGAGGUGAUCAUCGAGUGGCUGUCGUUCUUGGCGUCGCGUUCCUCCAUCUUGAUUCACAUCAUCUCCGAGGAGACGUCGUCGCGUACACUCGACCCGUCGAACUUCAACCUGAACAACCCGACCCCGCUGCCAUUCCCAACCACCGAGAAUCACUCGAUCGAAUCUCACCACUUCCUGCCAUACAUAUUCAGACGUCCACACCUCUUGAACUAUUUCCUCGACCUCUUGACGUUGCUCAUUGACAACCACCGUCUCUUCAAGAUCAUCUUCUUUGAGGAGUACCUCAAGAACUACGUCGACAUCUUCACACCGCGUGAUCCAGUCUCCACCGAGAUGAUGUUGCUCAUCGGUUCGUUCUACAUGGAAACCAAAUCAAUUUUGAUUCCAUUCUCAACCGGUUAUUCAUCAAACAACAACUACAUGGAGCUACUAUUGCAAACACAUAAAACAUAUAUGCCAAUUUUAGAACCAUUUUAUAAAUCAGAUAAACCAAUUGAAAGAGAAGUUAUGUUGCAAUCUGAUUUCACUAGUUUCCCAAAGUUGAUAAAGAACAAAGAGGUAGCUCUCUACUUUAUGAAUGACAAAAAGAUAUUCAAGUUGUUCUUUGAGUUUGCGUUGGCUCUCCACAAUUUCAUCUCACCACAGUUUGUCGAUCCAACUAUCACUACAACAUGUUUCUUGGUAUCAUUGGAGCAUCGUUUAAUGCAAUCCACAAAGAACAUCAUCUCCACUCUCCAUGAUGAUCCAACCGUACCAAAGAAAAUCAUCACUGAGACCAUUGCUCAACUUAAGAAAUUAGUUUAUCCACAACUUUAUUUAAGAAAUGAAUUAUUGUUACCACAUCAAGAUUUCUUCCAAAAGUUUAAAUAUAGUGAAAUCCCAGUUCAUUUCCCAUUGUACAGAAUGUUGGCAACUGCUAUCCUCGAAGGAAACUAUAAUAUGGUACAUGAAUUGGCUGAUUUCGGUGUAGAGGAAGUCGUUAAUAUGGUCAACACAAUCUUGUUGUUCAGAGUUUGCUAUAUCUCUUACGAUCCAUCGUUUGAUCCAAAGGAAAGCUUAAUGAAUCUACGUCAAUCAACAGAGUUCUUCACUGACAUUACAAUGAUGAACGACUUGUUUGCCCUUCAAAUGGGUUUGAUGUCACUUGGUCCAAGACACUUUAUUCAUGCAUUCUUCAAUGUCAUCACUUCGGUCGAUGUCUACAAUACAUCAUCUGCAUUCAAUGAAUUAUUUGCAUUGUUGAUUUCAUCAUUCCAAGUUAGAGGUACUAUCAAUCCAACAGAUGCUGAGAUCAGACAUCAUUUGAUUCAAGUUAUUUCUGCUGGUUUCUUUGUAUUUGAUAAUUUCAAUUUGGGAUUCAUCUUUAAGGAUGUUCCAAAGGAAAAGAUUGAGGAGAUUGUCAAUCAGGUCUCUGUAAAGAAGGAUAAGGUCCGUGAGUUGAAGGAUGAAUACUGGAAGGAUAUCGAUUUGUACUAUCCAUUCCUCUCAUUGAAGUUCAAGACAUUCUUGAAGAGCAAGACUAUCAUGAACUAUGGUAACUACCAGAAGAGAGCCAAGCUCCCAGAUGAAUUCCCAGCUCCACCAAAGCUCACUCCACUCCACCCAGAGUUUGUCAAGGUCGACAACAUCUACAACGAGCCAACACUCUUUGAGGUUAUCUUUACUGUUAUUUUAGACUUUUUGGAGCAUGACUAUGUUAGUUACGAUGACGCAUUCGAUCUCCAAACAGUCAUUCGUUUGCUCUUGAAGAAGACAGACAUCGUUGUCAAUGACUUCCUAUACAUGUUGUGUCUUGGUAUCAACUCAUUCAAAGAGGCAAUGGAAACCAUGGACAAGCCAACACUCGAUUACCUCCACGAGACUAUCAAUGCAUUCUUUGCUGCCGAGGAUAAGACUCAAGUCAAAUUCGAGCGUAAUUUCUCUGUGCUCAAUUUGAUCAAGACCUACAACGUAGAGGUCACCGUCGGUGUCAAGAAGCCACUCUCAUUGUUGGAUCUACUCUGCAACAUCUGGGUGUCCACCAAGCAAUCGUUGAAUCUCGAAAAGAAGACACUCCUCAAGCAUGUCUUCCAAUUCUUGAAUCAAUUCAAUGCAAACUUCAAAGAUUUCUUUGAGAAGGCAGGUAUCGAUUUCAAUCAGAAUCAACUCUCUGCCGAAGAGAUCAACCAAAAGAAGGCGGUAUCUGAGCGUGCCAAGAAGAUCUCUGAGAGAAUGAAGCAACAACAACAAUCAUUCUUGAACGAUCUCGAAAAGGAAGACACUGACAGCAACAACAACAACAACUCACCACUCCCCACAUCACCUUCUUUGGCAAUUCCAGGUGCAUCUUCAUCUGGCGAUGUCACACCGGACGUUGCCAACUCGCCAUCACCUGCAGUUCCAUCACCAACUCUUCCACCACCCAACAGAUUCAAAGAGAUUGUCGAAGGUGAAGAGCACAACCACGAGGAAGUCAAUCACGAUGAGAGCUGUAUUGUUUGCCAAACCGGAAAGGAACAAGAGCUACUCUAUUCGAUUGGUUACAUCGAUAUUACUUCGACCGUUCAACUCCACAAUAAGCUCGAGGUCGAGAAGUAUAUUGCCGACCCAACUCUUCCAGAUGACUAUGUAACAUUCUUGGAGGAAUACUUCUUCAGUGAAAUCAAUCCAGGAUCAUUACCAUAUCUCCCGAGCAAAGAUGAUGACCCAACCUUGUUUGCAUGUUUCUUGUUCUACCGUUCGGCAUCGACCUAUAUCACCUCUUGCUCACACAAUAUCCAUCAAACCUGUCUUCGUAAGUUAUUCCCAAAUUUCGAAGAAGGAUUCUCUUGUCCAUUGUGUUCGUUGUCCUCCAACAUCAUCAUCCCAUUGUCCGUCGACAACACCAUCGAGUCACUCGAAGCAAGAAAGUUAUUCUUUACCAGUUUGUGUAGAUUCGAUUUCUUCUUGUUCAACAAGGAGAAUGUCACUGUCAUCGAGAGAUACCUCUGGAAGUUUGUACUUCAAAACGCCGAGACUCUAGAGCUCAAGUCAAGAAAGACCUCAUACUAUAGCAAUGAGCCAUAUUUCCUCAUGAAGCAAGUCGAGUUCAACAAGGAGUUGGCCACACUCAAGCGGCUGUUCAAUGUGGUCAUGGCAUGCAACGUUCCAACCACGCCCGAGAAUCGUUUGCCACUCGAAAAUAACUAUAUCUUCUUGAUGGAUCCAUUCAUUGCAUCGACCUACCAGGUAUUCCUUUCAAACUGUGAUCCAUUCAAUUGUAUAGUCAAUGGAUACAUCUACUAUGUGUUCUCAAUUAUUUUGGUGCACUUUAUGAGAACACGUCCCGAUGAAAUUCUCAACAAGAAGAACCUCAAGGAGUUUAUCGCCGAGCUCAAAUCAACAACCAUGUCCAACGAGUUGAUCGAGCAAUUCAACGAUCAAAUUCACCCAUACCUUCGUAAGAUGUAUCUCUUCCGUGAGUUCUACAUCCCCGACAACAAAUCAGAGAUCUCACUCGAAGAUUUCUCUGAUUUCAAUAAGAUCCGUGACUAUCUCGGUGUCAAGCCAAUCGACAAGUUCAUGGCCGCCAUGGAUUUCACUCCACUCAUCGAUCACUACGUCACCUUGCAAUCGACACCAAAGGGAUCAAAGUUUGUUGGUGUCUUCCCACCACCUUCAUCGUUCAAGAGAUUACCCAAGUUUAUCAAUUUGCCAGAGAAGUACAUUGAUUUCCUCACCAAUUCUCUCGAAUAUGGACACUGUGACAACUGUAAGAGUCUUAAGAAGACCGUUUGUAUGUUCUGUUCACUAGGUUUCUGUGCCACUGAAAAUUGUAAAGGAAGUGCCUAUAUUCACUCAUACAGAUGUCCAAAUACGCCACUUGGAAUGUUCAUGGGAGUUGACAACCCACUUGUAAAAGUACUCAAAGAGGAGCAUGGUAAAACUACCAACUUCUUCCCAUUCGGAAUUUAUCUAUCCCCAGACGGAGUUGCCAGUUUAACUCCAGAUUGUUCUCUGACUCUAUCCCAAAAGAAACUCAAGAGCCUAUACAAACAUUGGAUGAAUUCAAAUAAUUCAAGAAAAUUCAAUUAA